Carcharodon carcharias (great white shark) is the source of this 1575-nucleotide messenger RNA. RefSeq lists its product as uncharacterized. The record is from RefSeq and is a predicted model, not a curated record. Lineage: Eukaryota; Metazoa; Chordata; Chondrichthyes; Lamniformes; Lamnidae. The coding region runs from base 74 to 1114 and encodes 346 amino acids. The transcript is spliced from 7 exons.
UCCCUCCAGGCACAAGUGCUGCAGUGGCUGUAAGAGUCACUGCAGAGAGUUGCUUGGGUACCCGGAGGACAAGAUGUUGUGGUAUGGGACAGUGUUGCUGAUUCAAUCAGUUGAGGAUUCACUACCCUGGGUUCCAGCACUAACUGACAUGAAGAGACAAGCAGAAACUACCUUCCGCACAACAAGCCCAAGGAACAAUCGGGUUACUGGUAACGGUAAAUAUUCUCCCCUUGACACACCAGGACUUCUAUACAACAGGGAAGGGUACAUUAAUGUGGCCAAAAGUGUUUCUAAUGUAAACGUUCCUGGACUCAGUCAACCAGAGGUUGUCCUCACAAAGUACUGUAUUGACUGCCGGCUGGAUUGGCACUGGGAGCAGUGUUUGCAGGGAAUCCUGUCGGAAUCACCUCUCCCCCCAAAUCCUUACCCAACCGUAGCUUCAGAAUUCAUAAAGGCUUCCCUAAGGAUGGACCUCUGGCAGAAGAGAGACGAGGAAAUUAUCCGUCAGACACUUCAGCUUACAUCAAAACUCAUUGACUGUGAGCACUACAUCUUCCAGGUUCCAGGCUUAGCGGUGUUUGGGUUGAAGAAUGCCCUAUGCCUAUUGAGUCCAAACACAUUUCAGACUGUACUUGGACUGGUUACUUUGAUACGAAACAAGGACAUCCUGCAUCGAUAUCAAGACUUCAAGGUGCUUCAGUCUUCCGCUGGCUCGUCAUGGCAGUACCUCCCCAUCGUUAAAUAUUUUGUGCUGUAUUAUUUUGAGGAUCAAGAGGAAAGCUGGCUGUGUUUUCCCCAGCAUGAUCCCAUUGCCGUUUACCAAGACGUUUUCCUUUCCAAGGAGGCUGCAGUGUUUCACUGCCAGAGAGUAGGUCCAGCUGGAGAUCCUUUCAAUGGUGCUAACCAGCAAAAAGCGAUGACAUCGUUGGAUCCUCAAAUUCUCGAGAGUUUCUUGAAGAAUGAUCUUCUCAGUACCUAUAGGUCUAUCUAUAUCUGCUGCCUUGUGCCAAUUCCAGAAAAGUUCACCAUCGACUCAACAGUUAGAAGGGGGCGCGGGAAUUGUUUAGCUGGUCCCAGCAGCCAGGCAGCUAAAAUUAACCUUGGUUGUCUUUAGGUUCUGGGAGUGUAUGUGUAACCAGGUAAUCCUGCUCUUUCAGUUGAACUCCUGCUCAGGCUGCAUGUGUAUUCGGACCCAAUGGAAUCAGUUUAAGCAGGAACUCACAGGCUUGAGAGUCCCUUCUGCCAGCAGCAGCCUCCCAAUUAUACUGGGUAUUUGGAAAGUCCUUGUGCAACUUUAAACUUCAAUAACUUUGUGCACAUGUAAAACUGUAAAUGGAUUAUUGAAGCAUAAUUCAUGUUUUGUUUUAAUGUUAAGUGUUCUUAAUGUUGUUAAUGCUGUGUUAAUGUCUAUAAAAUCACCCAGUAGGAACUGGAAAAUGUUUACAAACAAGUUGGAAAAUUGGACUGAACAAUGUACCACAAAAGAUGGCAUCCAUGUUGAAGCCUAGAAAUUUAAACUGCAUUGUAUUAAAACUUUGCCAAUGUGUGCCAUUUACAAUUUGCUUCUACCCUAUG